This is a messenger RNA of Klebsormidium nitens, 2639 nucleotides long. The record is from the annotation of a GenBank genome assembly. NCBI's taxonomy places the organism in Eukaryota, Viridiplantae, Streptophyta, Klebsormidiophyceae, Klebsormidiales, Klebsormidiaceae.
ACGGCAUUUGCAGGCCAAGUAAACACACAGAUAUUUCGAAAGGCAUCUGAUCACCUUCUGCUUUCUGUCCUUGCCAAAAUCUUGAAAUUGACCUUGAACUAAUUGAAGUUGCAUGGCAAAAGCAGAGCACCACCAGCCUCAUAAAGCUGACAGUGAUAAAGUUCGCGCUCGUGUUGCUCCACAUUGUCCACCAUCUUUUCUUUGUGCGGGCCUUGGAGAUGGCAGCUGCACCAGCUGACAUUGGGCGGGGAACGCUGUACGUCUUUGUAGAAGCUGGGAGAGGGGAAGAGCCAUUGUGUUUCUCCAAUCUGUGCUCGCCGCAGGGUACAAUCUCCUCCUUGCGUGAAGCCAUAGAGAGGCAGAGUCGCGACGCCGGUGUGCUCAAAAGCAAGGAGUGCAUUCGGCAUCUGAAGCUGGUCUUCCAGAACCACCCCGAGGUGUUGCUGUCCAAUGACGAUCCGCUGGACAUCGUCUUCACGAUCCUCAACGAACACUCUGGAAAGGACUGGCGGCAAACCUUUGCGUCUGGGGUGUGGCCCAGAAUCACCGCAGUGGUCAAGAAGAAGAAGAAACGAACCCAGGCGGCAAAUGUGUCGGGAGCGGAGCACGCAGAAGAGGGUGUGGCAACGCCAGCCAGGGAGGAGGGCGAGACGUCAAGAAAGAGACGCGCAGAAGGGUCUGCAGACCAGGAAGGUGAUCCUCAGAAGACACAGAAGCGUGGGGCUGGCGACACUGCCAGGAGCCGGCGUCCUUCAGUUCCGAGCGCGGCUGCAGAUCAGGCCGGUCCCAGUGGUUCUGCUCCAGGCACCUCCUUGGAUGAGAUGCCCACUGCGCGGCUGGGCAGCAAUCCCAGCAGUGAGGAACGGGGAGCCGCCACGGUUCAGCAAAUCAAGAGCGAGCGCGGGUCGAAGGAAAGAGGGGCGACCUCUGGGAAGGAAGCAGAGAGUGAAGGGGUCAGCCAGAGGGGGAGGGAGGCGAGGAGUGCGCGCAAAGAGACGACGACAGGGAAGGUGCAAAAGCAUGGGGGCUCAGAAGCGAGCGAGGCCACGAUGAGGAGAGGCGACCAGAUAGGUGGCGUAGAUCGGAGGCCAGGGCAGGUAAUGGGAGAUGAAGGGAGAACUGCCUUUGGCAGAGACGAGCAAAGGAGGGGUGCGGACGAAAUCGUUGAACGUGGCCGGGGAUCGCGAAGCGGCACUGGACGGGAGAGGGAGCAGAUUGGAGGUGCUGAGACACGUGGUCAGAAGGAAGUGCAGAGAAUGAAGGCAGAAGAAAGUGCGUUGAUUGGCCGCAGGGGAUUGCCGGCAAAGGGUGCGGUUGGAAAGGAGCCGGCCUUCCGGAAGGAGGGGCCGGCUACAGGAGGGGCCAGGCAACCGGGGCCUCCUGGUGAUAACAUAGAGGGGGCGCCGACCGUGCGUAAGAGCAAGCGGCGAGCCCUGACAAACUACCAAAUGAGUGACUCGGAGGACGAAGCUGGUCCGAGUCUGGCAGAGCGCGCCUCUGGCGUGAGAGUCAAUGCUGUGCUAGGGAAGGCGGGAGGGCCUCGAGCGGUCGGCAGGAGCAGCGGAUGCAGCUUGGAGGGUGUGAGUGGGGGUUCCAACGGGCGCGCUGCCUCAGGGGAGCUGUCAAGAGGAAACCGGAGUAAAAGGAACCCUCUCAGUGGUAAGGGGGAACGGGUUGGGGCGACAGUGGAGGCUGGCAGCAAGGAGUCGGCAGGGGGGUCGUGUACGGCGCGCGGCUCUAAGAAGCCUGCCGAUGCAAGGCAAGCGAAGCGCUGCAACGCCUGUGAGGAUGCGGACAACCCGGAGCUUAUGCUGGUCUGUGCCAGAGACGGCUGUCGGACGGCGCAGCACAUUUACUGUCAUAGCGAGGAUCUAGAGGAGGUGCCGAAGGGGGACUGGUUCUGCUCCGUGGGCUGCGAAACGAAGGCGGGAGAGAGAAGGGGCGGACCGUGGGAGGUCGUUGGGCGACCGGUAUGCAGCGUGCCAGGCUGUUUGAAAAAUGCGUACUAUGGGUACAGAGAAGCUGGGCUCAUUGUGAGGGAACGAUGCGGGGAACACAAACGGUUGGGCAUGCAGCAGGCAGGGGGGAACGUGUGCGAAAUCCUGGGGUGCCAUACACAAGCACAUUUCGCAAAUCGAGAAGCUGUCCGGAGAUGGCGCUGCGCAAAGCAUCGGGAGGUAGGCAUGGAGGCCACGUUCACAUGUGACGUUUCUGGGUGUCCUAUCACGCCAACCUGGCGGUCCAUAGAGUCAAAAGGGCGGCGUUGCACAGCACACAAGCUGCCUGGGAUGACGCCAAACGACUGCUGCAAGACCAACGGUUGCAGCCGACGAGCUACCUUCUACUACUCAGGGGAGGCGCGGUCCGCUUGCCAACACCAUGCUCGACCAGGGAUGAUGUCCAAGAAUACAAAGCGAGUCUUGUUGCCUCGAGAUUGCUUGUGAGGUGGUUUUAGCAACAUACAUGAGGAAUUCCGUACUCGAUUAGAACUGAACGAGAGAAUCUUAGGCUAGCAGCUACACCGGGUGAGAUAACAGCUUCCUUGGCCACGGUUCAAUCGUUGAUUGGACAUUUGAUUCCGAAUGUGGAUUGAUUGUCAAGCUAGGCAGCUCUAAAACUAUGUCAUGCAUCAAGAGUGC